UUGCACUGCUGGGAUGUAGCAGUUUCUUUUGUGCCAUGUAUGCAGUAUGAUUGUGUUUUAAUUGAAAAGUCCUUUUUAAAAUCAGAUUCUCAAACGUAUAUUGUAAUAGAGAAAAUUGUUGACUAUAUUUGACUUUCAGUCUAGGAAUCAUGUCUUUAACAACGGCGCGAUCAUUCUUGUCAGAAGCUGGUUACGGGGAGCAAGAAUUAGAUGCCAAUUCUGCUCUGAUGGAGCUGGACAAAGGGCUGCGGUCCGGCAAGCUUGGAGAACAGUGUGAAGCUGUGGUGCUCUUUCCCAAGCUGUUCCAGAAAUACCCGUUCCCUAUCCUGAUCAACUCCGCCUUUCUGAAACUGGCAGACAUCUUCAGACUGGGAAACAAUUUUCUACGGCUCUGUGUGCUGAAGGUGACUCAACAGAGUGAGAAGCACCUGGAGAAAAUCUUAAAUGUUGAUGAGUUUGUCAAGAGGAUUUUCUCCGUCAUUCACAGCAAUGAUCCAGUGGCCAGAGCCAUCACUCUCAGAAUGCUGGGUAGUAUGGCCUCCAUUAUCCCAGAGAGGAAGAAUGCCCACCACAGCAUCCGCCAGAGUCUGGACUCUCACGACAAUGUGGAAGUGGAAGCAGCGCUUUUUUCCGCGGCCAGCUUCUCUGCCCAGUCCAAAGAUUUUGCAGCAGGAAUUUGCAACAAAAUUGGUGAAAUGAUCCAAGGUCUUGACACUCCCGUGGAUCUGAAGCUGAAGCUCAUCCCCAUUCUGCAGCACAUGCACCACGAUGCCAGCCUGGCUUCCAGCAGCCGGCAGCUCCUCCAGCAGCUGGUCACCUCCUACCCCUCCACUCAGAUGGUCAUCGUGACUUUGCACACCUUCACCCAGCUCGCAGCCUCCUCCCUCAUUGAUAUCCCGAAGCAGAUUCAGCUUUUGCUGCAAUAUUUGAAGGAAGACCCUAGGAAAGCUGUUAAAAGGCUGUCUGUCCAAGACCUGAAAUUCCUGGCAAAAAAGGCACCUCACCUGUGGAUGAGAGAGAAUAUUCAAACAUUAUGCGAGUGUGCCCUGAACACUCCCUAUGACAGUCUGAAGCUUGGCAUGCUGUCUGUGCUGUCCACUCUGUCAGGGACCAUCGCAAUCAAACAGUACUUCAGCAUUGCAGCAGGAAGCAGCUCUGCUCCCCCACGACCCACUGAUCUAGUGAGGUUAGCGCAAGAGUGCUGUUACCAUAGCAACCUGGCAGUGGUAGCUUGUGGCGUCACCGUUUUGUCCAAUAUUGCAAUAACCUGUCAGGAGAAAGAUCUCCUGCAGGUGGAGCAAGAUGCUGUGCUUGGCCUUGAGUCUCUGCUGGUUCUUUGCAGUCAAGAAGAUAGUGCCAGUGCUCAGGCCACUUUAAAGACAGCCCUCACCUGCAUGGUGAAGCUGGUGAAGUGCCGCCCUCACCUGAGCCAGUCCGUGGUGGAGUUCCUGCUGUGUCAGCUCCACUCGGCGCAGGACGUUGCCCGCAUCCUCAUGUGCCACUCCCUAGCGGCCAUUGCCAUGCAGCUGCCAGUCCUUGGCGAGGGCAUGCUGGGAGAUCUGGUGGACCUCUAUAAAGUCAUUGGCCGCUCAGCCACUGACAAGCAGCAGGAGCUACUGGUCACCUUAGCGACGGUGAUCUUUGUAGCCAGUCAGUCGGCUCUUUCUGCAGAGGUGAAGACUGUGAUCAAACAGCAGCUGGAGGACGUGGCCAAUGGCUGGACAGUGUACAGGAUCGCCAGACAGGCCUCCAGAAUGGGCUGCCACGAGAUCUCCAGCGAGCUGUACCAGAGCCUGCGCACGCGGGUGGCCUCUGAGCACUUCUACUUCUGGCUGAACAGCCUGAGGGAGUUCUCGCAGGCCGAGCAAUGCCUGAGCCAGCUGGAAGGAGGAGAUUACAGCGGGGCCAUGGCUGCCAUUGCAGAGACCCUGAAGUCCUACCAGAAAGGAAUCGCGUCGCUUACGGCUGCCAGCACCCCGCUGAACCCCCUGAGUUUUCAGUGUGAGUUUGUGAAGCUGCGCAUUGACACUCUGCAGGCCCUCUCCCAGCUCAUCUGCACCUGCAACAGCCUGAAGACCAGCCCCCCGCCGGCCAUUGCCACCACCAUCGCCCUCACCUCCGGAAACGAGCUGCAGCGCUGCGGCCGCAUCUCCACGCAGAUGAAAGUGUCCAUGGAUGAAUUCAGAGCCCUGGCCACUCGUUAUGCAGAUCUGUACCAGUCUUCAUUUGAUGCUGAUUCAGCCACUCUCAGGAAUGUGGAGUUACAGCAACAGAGCUGCCUGUUAAUUUCUCAUGUAAUUGAGGCUCUUAUCCUGGAUCCACAUACAGGAAGUUUUCAGGACUAUGGAGUCUUAAGCGCGGUGCAGGCGGAGAGUGAAUACGAGAGGAAGAUGAUGUCAGUUUUCAAUCGUGUCCUGGAGGAAGUAGAAUCACUUGGCAGGAAGUACCCCCCUGUCUCUUACUUGCACACAGGUUGUCUCUGUGAUGCAGUUAUUGCCCUGCUGAAAGUACCGCUUUCCUUUCAAAGGUACUUCUUCCAAAAAUUGCAAUCCACUAGCAUCAAGCUUGCCCUCUCCCCCUCACCCCGGAGCCUGAGUGAGCCAAUCACAGUGCAGAACAGCCAGCAGCUGACACUGAAGGUUGAGGGAGUGGUCCAGCACGGCUCCAGCCCUGGUCUCUUCCGCAAGAUCCAGUCAGUGUGUCUGAAUGUCAGCUCUACCCUACAGAGCAAAACAGGGCAGGACUACAAGAUUCCCCUGGAUAACAUGACCAAUGAGAUGGAGCAGAGGGUCGAGCCCCAUAACGAUUACUUCAGCACGCAGUUCUUGCUGAACUUCGCCGUCCUGGGCAACCACACGGUCACGGUGGAGGCAUCGGUGGUCGACUGUAACGGCAUAGUGUGGAAGACAGGUCCGAAAACCACUCUGGCCAUCAAGUCCCUGGAGGACCCCUAUUCCCAACAGCUCCGGCAUCAGCUGCAGCAGCAGCAGCAGCAACAGCAGCAGCAGCAGUCCAUCGCUCAGCCCCCGCCUCAGAGGAGCGUGUACACCCGCUUCCAGUGAAGCCUAUGGGCGUAGCUACCAACGUAAGGGACAGGGCUGGAGCAAAGUCUUGCUUCACGACCCCCCAGCAGCAUGUCUUUCACAGAACGCUCCUGCAGACCACGUUUUCCCUGCUUUACCUCCUGACCUUUUCUCAAAUUAUCUCCUGAAAAAUGAAUUCCUGUGCAGUAAAGCUUCUGUUUCAUCCGACGAUAACGACCUCCGUAGUGCUUUCCGUUUUUCACACUGUGACGAAGGAGGGGCAAAGCUUGUUGAAGUGCCAGAGUAUGCUGUCGUGUAUAAGAAUGAAUAAAUGGUGUCUUUUUAAUAAAAUGGCUCUGGCCAACGCA
This is a messenger RNA of Lepisosteus oculatus (spotted gar), 3391 nucleotides long. It is a transcript of the gene ints7, whose product is annotated as integrator complex subunit 7. Gene Ontology annotation, biological process: snRNA 3'-end processing. Gene Ontology annotation, cellular component: integrator complex. NCBI's taxonomy places the organism in Eukaryota, Metazoa, Chordata, Actinopteri, Semionotiformes, Lepisosteidae. The record is from RefSeq and is a predicted model, not a curated record.